Liolophura sinensis is the source of this 7322-nucleotide messenger RNA. Its product is annotated as calponin homology domain-containing protein DDB_G0272472-like. The transcript has 18 exons. NCBI's taxonomy places the organism in Eukaryota, Metazoa, Mollusca, Polyplacophora, Chitonida, Chitonidae. Gene Ontology annotation, molecular function: protein binding. The record is from RefSeq and is a predicted model, not a curated record. Bases 245 to 4780 code for a protein of 1511 amino acids.
GUGGAGAAAGAACAGACCGAAGAUGUUUCAUUUGUUAUCGAAGUCGAGCCUCUCAGCUGUAACGUAGAAUGACCAAUGUAGAUCUAUGAAAGAAGAAGAUCCUGUUAUGUGUUUGAUGUUGGAGUUAUGACUGUAGGACAAGAGGUGGAUAAGAUUCCUUCCAUUGCAUGAGCAGUCACUGAUCAUCAGCUGUUUGUCGUGCUUGCAAUCUCAGGUUGAUGUGGUCAGAAUGUCUUAGAGUACGAUGGACAACGCGAGAUUGUACAAGGUGACGGAUCUCACGACUCGGCCGGCUAAGGUGACACCUGAUCAGCUGGAGGUGACCGAGUCUGGGAAUGCUGUCAAGGUUCACUCCGAUGUGCCUCACCUGGUUAGCCUGGGUAGUGGGCGCCUCAGUACAGCUGUCACCCUACACCCUUUGCCUGAAGGGUGCACCACCAUUGGCACAAACCAGUCCAGCAGCCCUCAGGAUAUUGUGGUGCAGGGGACUGGGGUACAAGCCAACCACUGCUCCAUAGAAAACCGGCAUGGUGUCAUCACACUCCACCCGCUGGCGAAGCCUUGUGCUGUGGAUGGUUUGCUCAUUGAGAAACCCACCAGGCUGGCUCAAGGCUCUAUGAUUUGCAUUGGACGUUCCAAUUACUUUCGCUUUAAUCAUCCUCAAGAAGCUCGGAAAAUCAAAGAUGCGAUGCCCAACUGUCGGAUAUCUGUGGCUCCGCUCACAUUCCUGCAGGGGCUGGAAGAUAAUCCGGAGUACCUUAAGAUGAUAUCAGAGGCCAGUGGUACAAAAGCCAAUGGUUCUACUCUGACAGACUCGCCACUCGUAUCCCAGUCACAACCAAGACCAACGCCUCGCUCUGCUAUACCCCCUCCUGUACCUGUGAGGGAUUCCAGCAGAUCCAAGGUCCACAAGAUCAACAAGGAGAUUUUCAGAGACAGUUUAGAAAAAGACGAUUUUGUGAACAAAGUGUGCAAGUUUGAACUUAUUUCUAGGGGAAAGUCUUCUCCACGAUCCCCGACAAACAGUGGUAGCCCCUCCCCUUCUGUAGGGUCUGACCAUCAUGAGAGGUCGGGAGACUCAAGUGACAGUAGUGCAAUAUCAAGUCCAAACGUCACUUACGCAGGGGAAAAACUGUUCACCAAGGACACUGCCACAACCCGAGUGGCUUUUAGUGUUGUACAAGGUGCUCCACCAGUAACACCCACAGAUCGCAUUCCAAGUACAUGCAGCUCCACGAGUACCACAUCGUUGACAAGUGUCAGUAGUCUGGCAUCAAGUAGUAGUUCAGACACGUGUUCUAGUCACUCAUCACUGUCAUCAGGAAACAUCACCAUGACGAGCCCUGCCUCCCCCUUAUCCACCUCCCCCUUCUAUCAGCAGCCUCCUGGAGUGUACAAAGACAACACCAAACAUGUCCCGGUGAUGGGCAAUAGCUUAGUGUUUGUAAACGGAGCUGUGGUGAAUGGAGGGAACAGGGGCAGUGGUUCGAGCCUGGGAUCAGACUUUAACAAUCCGAGGCACACAUUUGAAGGAAUUGACUUUGAUAUAACAGAGCUCACUGCCAGCCAGCAAGAUCUUUCCAUGAAACAUAAGGAAAUUGUAGCUGAGAGGAAGCGUGAACAAGAGCUUGAGAAACAAGAGCGCCAGCGUUUGGAAGAAAUUUUAAUGAUGUGUGCGGAAUACGAAAAACAGGUGGAAAGUGAAAAUAAGACAAAGGACCAAGGUAAACAGCCUAUACCUGUGGGAAGGCAUUUUAAUUUGAACUUGGCUCAGAAUAUGACCACAGACCCAAAUUUGUCAGGAUCUACGGAACGAAAGGAUAAAUCUGAAUUUCGUAACUCCAUAACCAAAAUUAAAACCAAUGGGUCACUAAAUCUCCUUGCCUCUCCAAACAAUCCUCAGAAGGAGGGAACUGUUUUUGGAUUUCAGCCCAAACGCUGUGGCUCCAGUUCCUCUAACUCUGAGGAUGAACCAUUUCUCAGCUCUGAGGAAACUGGCACGAUUAAGAAAAGACCACCGCCACCAUUUGACACUACCAAGACCGACAACAAAAACUCCCACAACUUUUCCCCAGUCUCGUCGCCAUCGUUCAGGGUGGAGGCUGUGUCCAAGGUGUCACCCCCUCCACCAUUAUCAUCUGGCUCUUCAGCUGCCAGCUUUCCAAAGUUUUCAUCACCAGCCAAUCAGCCCUCAUCAAAAGACAGCAAUAAUGUGGUGUCUAGUCCACUAAUUUCUCAGGUAACGGCUGCUGAUGUCCAUGUGGAUUAUCCAAAGAUCAGCCAUGUUCCAAAACCAAACCCGCCUCCACCAAUCAUACAAACCGAGUCUCCUGAUGAUGAAAAUAUGGUGUUGAAUUUUAAAAUGGAGGACAGCCCAAAAGGAUCCAGUAAUGUGGACAGUUCCUACCAAUUGAGCUACGAGUUUGAAAACAAGCGACAUUCAGAUUCUCAGCCAAUUAUUGUGCGUGAAAUUAAAGAACUGGAUUCUGCGUUUGAUGCCAUGGUACACGAGCAGGAUCAGUUACAGAUGAUGAUAAAUGCUUCAGCUAAUACUGAUAGUACUGAGUCCAAAGCAGAGAAUACUUCUGGGCAGGUUCACUGUGAGAGCUCAGUCACUAAUGCAGAUAGUGAAACUGAAAGUGCUCGAUGUCCACCUGAGAUUAAGGUGGAGGUGACAGUUACCUGUAAUGGUGAGGACCAGGUGGACUUCAAAGUGUCACCACCCUUAAUGAGUAGCCCUAAAACUGACACCCCUAGAUCUUCUACGGAGGAACCAAAGUCUCCUGUGUCAUCUGUGGCAUUGGAUGUCCGCUCCCCGGUGACGAGUGAUAGUGACCAGAGUCUUCACCAGAUGAAGGGACCAGAGAGGGCUGCAUCGUCCAGCGGGGUGGAAACCUCCAGCGAGAAUAGCCUCCACAGUAUUGCAGACACUGAACUGAAAGGCCAUGCUCACCUGAGCAGGCUGAAGAAGAUGAAGGCUGAGCUGUUGUCGCGUAUCAAUGAGCUGAAGAAACAGAUACAGGAGAUUGAGGCUCAGGAAAACGAGGCCAUUAGAGAGUUGGAGAUGGAGAGGGCUUUACUGGAAGGGGAACACAAGAAGGAAAUGGAAGAGAUGCAGAAAGACCAGGAACACAUUGAUGUCCUCCAGGAAAAACAACAACGCCUCAUACAAAGAGCUGCAGUGGAGAGAGAGAAAGACAUGGCGGCCAUCAGACGUGAGCGUCAGAAGUUGCGUGAGCUGGAGGAGGCGCAUUAUCAGACGGAGCAGAAGCUGGAAAGCUGCACUAAAGAAGAGGAAGAUGCCCUCUUAGAUCAGUUUGCUCAGGAGCAAGAAAUGAUUGAGGCACAGAGGAAGAAGUUUGAUGACCUCGAGUUCAACCAACUUGAAAGUGAAGCUCAUUUUGAAGAAGAGAAAGAGGAAAUACAACAAGCUUUGUUGCAAGAUCAAAAUGAGCUGUUGGGAAAGUACAAGCUUAGAGAGGAAAGGAUACAGACCAUAGACAAACAGCAGCGGGAAAUGUUACAAAUGGUGAAGAAAGAUAUAGAAAUUUUGGAAGAGUCAAGGCAAAAGUUAAUUGAAGACUUCAAACAGGAAAAGUUGAAAUUGGGUCAGGUGGAGAAAAAAAUACGUGCAUAUACCAACAAUCAGUCCAUCCCAUUUGAGGCCCGCAUGGAGAAUGGACGUCCAGUGUAUGACGGUGAUGUUGAGGACAAACCUUCAAAUGAAAGUGGGGUGUCUUUGGAUUCACUGAAACUGUCUCCAACAGAAAGCGUUAUGUCAAAACAUGAGAACUUUAGGUUGGACUUCAUGAGCGAUACCUUGUCACCAGAUUCGUCAAUGAACAGCACAUUACAGGAAGUGGAGAAAAACAGGCUACUGCAUUUAGAACAACAAGGUAACACUGUGAUAGAGGAACAGAGGAAGCACCUGGAGGCGCUAAAGAAGCGUGCCGCAGAUGAAGUUCGGGCUCAGUGGGAAGAACGCAAAAUGAGGGAAGCAAAUUGUAAGAGUUUCAAUUCUUUGGAGUCUGAAGAGUCCAGUAUAGACAGCAGUUGUGAGACAACUCCAUCAGAGAAGGAGACAAGUCUGAGCAGUGGUGAAGAUCACCUGGAGAGACUGGCAGAGAUGGAGAGGCUGCUGGCACAGGCACAGACGGAGAAACUAAGAUUGAUUGAUGAACAGGUGAAGCUGCGUGAAGCAGAGAUGAGCGCGCUUCAGCUGGAGAGGAAGAAACGUGAAGAGCUUGAGCAGAAAUUACAGCAGGAGACCCAGCUGAGAGAGGAGCUAGUCCAGCAGGAGGUGAAACUCCGAGAGAAACAAAUACAGCAGGUGCGUGAAGCGCGGCCAUUGACCAGGUAUCUGCCAAUCAGGAACAAGGACUUUGACCUAAAGGUUCACAUAGAGUCUGCCGGUCACCAUGUAGAGGGCUGCCCUCACAUUAUCCUUACUCCUACGAAUUGUCGUGGCUUCCUGCAGAAAAUGGGCAAUAAGUUUAAAACGUGGAACAAGCGCUGGUUUGUGUUUGACAGAGUGAAGCGUUCUUUGCUAUACUACACUGACAAAAAUGAAGGGAAACCACGGGGUGGGAUUUACUUCCAGGCAAUAGAGGAAGUGUACGUGGACCAUUUGAGGACAGUGAAAAGUCCCAACCACAAACUGACGUUCUGUGUGAAAACGUAUGAUAGGACAUACUUCCUGGUGGCCCCAACAGCGGAGGCCAUGAGGAUAUGGAUUGACGUUAUCUUCACAGGUGCUGAGGGCUACCAGCAGUUCUUGUAGCAAACAGAUGGCCAGCACUUAGGGCUGUUUUACUGCUCAUCCUCAUCGGGUUGUGCUGAGAUGUGCAGUGGAUGAUAUGGAUGAUAUGGAUGACUGGGAAACUGGCAUUGACUAUUCAAGCGUACCAAUACAGGACCACCAGCUAGCUUCAGAUGGAUCUGUGGUACCAGUGAUGAGAAGGAAAUUUGAUGAACAGAACUUUUACAUCAGUUUAAUGCACCACUACUGGACAAAACAAUUUACCUUCUUAGUGAGUUAAGGAUGGUACCAGCUUUAAGUGACCAAACAGUGAAUGACAACUUUUCUCUUGUGAAUGAAACCUGUUGUGGCAGUAAGCCGUAAUCACUCAUUGAACCAUCUGUCUUUUAUGGCAGCUCUGGUUUCAGUGAAGCUACAAGGCAUGUGGCACGAUAGAACAGUGGGGCAUCCUUCCAUUGGCUGUUGUACUUUUCGGUAGCAUUUCGCUUCUCUGUCGAAUGGAAGGUUAACCUACUACCGCUGCCGUGUAUUUUGGGGACAAAUCUUCAGGAAUAUUGAGAUCACCAAAUUGUGAAAUGUUACACUGGUGGUCAGAAAUAUGAAACAAAAAAAAUGAUAUUGGAGGAUUUGUAUCCAGUGAUAUGAGACGAUUGUAUUACCACUGUAGUGAUGAAAUGAGAAUGGAUAUCCUACAAGCCUGAGUAAUGAAGUGACAGUUGUAUUAGCACUGAGAUAGUGGAAGGAGAACUGAUGUCCUACAGCCCUCAGUAAUGAAGUGACAGUUGUAUUAGCACUGAGAUAGUGGGAGGAGAACCGAUGUCCUACAGCCCUGAGUAAUGAAGUGACAGUUGUAUUAGCACUGAGAUAGUGGAAGGAGAACUGAUGUCCUACAAGCCUGAGUAAUGAAGUGACAGUUGUAUUAGCACUGAGAUAGUGGAAGGAGAACCGAUGUCCUACAGCCCUGAGUAAUGAAGUGACAGUUGUAUUAGCACUGAGAUAGUGGAAGGAGAACCGAUGUCCUACAGCCCUGAGUAAUGAAGUGACAGUUGUAUUAACGCUGAGAUAGUGGAAGGAGAACCGAUGUCCUAGAACCCUUAGUAAUCAACUCAAAUACAGUUACUGCAAUUAUAUCUGACUGCGUCUGUUUUAUGAAUGGUAACCGCAAACUGUUGUAUAAUAUCAGAUAAGUUUUACUCAGUGGUCGCACUGAAUGAAGGUUGUGAAUUAAGAGGACUGAGACUUGGACGUUCGUCAGUAUGGUGCAAUGUAAUGUACAUGUGUGAUUAACAAGAUGCCUUCAUGCGCCCGCACUGCAAAGUCAUUAUGUAGGGUAUGGUAUCACUAAAAAGAGUGCAGUGAAAGUGGUAGUAGACUGAACCGGUAUAUAGGCCUACUUGUACUUGUUUGACCGCGUGCUACACUGUAUACAUGUAUAUAGUCUGAAAUCAAUGGUUUGGCCAGAAUAAGCUCUUACAGACUGCAUUGCGGUGGUUACACCUUGGUGUUUCUGGUCAGCUGUUGACACCCAGGCUGCAAUGUGGUGCUCUGUAUGAUUUGCAGACUUCAGUAUCACGGUGUACAUAUGCCUUGCAAAUAGUGUAUUUAGUGUACAGACUAUUUAGUGUACAGUACUUACCAUGUUUUACUGUAUAGGAAAGCUUGCAAAUUUGCCUGGCUAAACCUCCUUGUUUGCCUUCAGUAUGUACAUGUAUAAACUGAAAAAUUCUAGCUCCAGAUCCUAAUCAGUAUAAAAUCUCAUAAAUGUUUUAUUUUAUGUUGUCUUCUUUCUCGGUGAGCAAUAGCGUUUGUAAGAAAAGGCUAUCAAAUGUGGUGCUUCACACUUGAGGUUUGGUGAAAAUGUUAGCUCAGUUACAGUUACUGGAGUGAGGAUAGUGGCUUAUGGAACUUAACAGAUAUGCCUUCUAAUCUAAGGAUACUUUUUACACUACAUAGUAAUUUAUCACUGAUUGUAAACAUUGUUGCAGAUUUGAAUGUUAUUACUGUUUUCUACUUAUUACUGUUUAAUUAAUUCAAAUCAUUAUAUAUCAAAAAUCUUAAUUGUAUGUUAAUUAUAAACUGUUAGUGAAAUAAUAUCCUCAUGAUGUUAUAAAGAUUUCACAAUCAGAUUUGGUUUUUGCAAGGUUUUUCUACUAUUGUAAGGAUACUUGAAAUGUUAGGUUUUCUUGUAUUAUACAAACUUUCACAAACAGUACAACAGCAAACUGCAUUAUGAGCUUUGUAGUGUUAACAAUGCAUUUCAGGCUGUCCAGGCAAACUUGAAGUUGGUUUGUUGUCUCUUUGUAGCUGAUUUGAAAACUUUAGAAAAACUUAAAAAGGUAAAUUUACAGAACAAAGCAGUCCCAGGGUUAUAAAGACGAAAAGAGAGACACAUUCUUGUGUUUUGUUUUUAUUUUUAAUAAAUAAUUGUAUGUAAUUUAUGUAUACAAACAAGGUUGUCAUAUUCUCCAUACUUGUACAGUGCUGUUCACAUCCAAGUGUGACAAUCUUCAUUUGUACACAUGCUUGCUUCCAACCUGAAUUAAAUGUAUUUUAUCAUACUUUA